UCGCUGAUAUCAGUGGUUAGUAUGAAAAAUAUCAAGUUUGUUUUUCCACAAUUUCACAGUCCGCAAAUCAAUGCACGUAUUACGUUUGGCAAUAGUUUACCGUGUUUACUGGGUGCAAUAUCAUAACUUUUCUCAAAAUUCACGAUAGAUAGCAAUUGAAACGCACGUCAUCAUUCAACAACCGUCAAUAUAAAAAUAAUGAUCAAACAGAAACAACGUGGAAAACGAAUUGCAGGAAUAUUGAACACUGUAAUCUACAAAUUACCUUUCGAAGCACACAUUCCAGGUUAUCAAUUUGCGGGUUCUGGAACGCGGUUAGAAAAUAGAUUGAAGCGAGGUGACAUCAAAGUGAACCCUCUUGAUGCUGCUUGCCGCAACCAUGAUAUAAUUUAUAGAAAAUACAAGAAUCUCGAGGACCGUCAUAAAGUGGAUAAGGUGUUUGAACAUUGGGCUUGGGAAAGAGUGUUGGACAUAGACACUAAAUUUUCUGAACGAUUCGCAGCUUAGGGUGUUACCAACGCGAUGAAAUUGAAAUGUGAACUCGUCUUGGGU
Molecule: messenger RNA, 552 nt
Organism: Daktulosphaira vitifoliae (grape phylloxera)
Lineage: Eukaryota; Metazoa; Arthropoda; Insecta; Hemiptera; Phylloxeridae
Exons: 2
Coding region: 199-507 (102 amino acids)
Molecular function (GO): structural molecule activity
Source: RefSeq, a predicted model, not a curated record